GAGUGACGUAAUUAAUAUUUACAAAUUAUUGUGAAUCAUCACCGAAUUGUCGAAUCAGCUGUUGUUGUUUUUACUUCAGCGACAGACUGUUUACUUAGAUACAGUAUUAUUUUAUCACAUAUUCCCAACACGAAUUGAAUGUCGUGUUGGACAAUAUGUGAGGCCGCAUAUCACUUCACCCAUUUACGAUGAGAAUUAGAGCUUAUUCAAGAUACUUCAGACAAAAUCCACUUGCAACACUACUUAUCUUUGGAAGUCUAAUCGUUGUGUUGUUGAACGAAUGUAUUAUUUACCACCUGAAGUACUCCCAAUGGAAUAAGUUAUACUGUCAUUCUGACGAAUGUACACGUAUCCUUCUAGUAGCCGAUCCGCAAAUUUUGGGAGAAACAUUCGACAGAAACGUUUACAAUGGGUUGGCUGUACAAGAUAGUGAUAGGUUUCUCAGGAAAACAUUUCGGCUCGCCUUGAGACACACAGAUCCUCACGUUAUAGUAUUCAUGGGCGAUCUUAUGGACGAAGGUAGUGUUGCCAAACCGGACGAAUUUCAGCGUUAUGUUGAUAGAUUUAAGGAUGUUUUUUACGUGCCAAGUGAAGAGAUUACGUUGAUGCACAUAUCAGGCGACAAUGACGUUGGUGGUGAAACUGCCGACGAUUCUGUGACGGUGGAUAAAGUGAAACGGUUUCGGGAAGCUUUCGACGAACAGGGAUACGUAGAUGUUAAGAAUCGCUUACGACUAUUCAACAUCAAUCAAUUCACGCAUUACUAUCCAAAUGUGACCAAAAAGGAUACACCCGCCGCUUAUUACAGGGUCGUUGUGACGCAUCUUUCAUUGCUUUCAUUCCCGGGACUAACUACAGAGAAGGUCAAUCGCGACAUCCAACCGAAUGUAAUUUUCUCCGCUCAUCAACACUCGUCCAGAAUUAUAACCUAUCCACCGAUUCGCAUUAGGAAUUUCAAUCAAGACUCGUCGCCGAUUUCAUUUGACUUGCCGGUGGUGAGUGGAAACAAUCAUCUGGAAAUAAUGGUUCCCACCUGCUCGUAUCGCAUGGGUUCGCCGGAAAUGGGAUACGGAUAUGGUAUUAUUGAAAAUAAUCGACUUCAAUACACUGUCUUGUGGCUACCGAAUCGGUUUACAUAUCUCUACGUAUAUCUGGCCUGGAUAAGUAUUUGUAUUUUAGUUUCGGUCAUUUACUUGAUUGGACGAAAGUGCAAACGACACAGUCGUACGAAAUUAAAUAUUCAUCACAUUUCAUAAAGGAAACAGGAAACAGGAUUUUUUUU
Molecule: messenger RNA, 1282 nt
Organism: Bradysia coprophila
Lineage: Eukaryota; Metazoa; Arthropoda; Insecta; Diptera; Sciaridae
Gene: Mppe
Product: Metallophosphoesterase
Biological process (GO): GPI anchor biosynthetic process
Cellular component (GO): endoplasmic reticulum
Molecular function (GO): hydrolase activity
Source: RefSeq, a predicted model, not a curated record